CUGCAGCUCUGGAUUAUCUGCCUAAAACACAGAAUUACACUUUUACACACACACCUGGGAAAUCUCUGGAUACCGUAAACAGAAGGAGAGAGGCUUCUGUUUCCCUUCGCGGGCGACCUCUUCUCCCCUAUGAGGAGAGAGGGAUGGAUGGAGGAGGGACAGGUCAGGGGAAAACUCCUACCAUGCAUGCGCCAUGAACAAGAUGAAGAACUUUAAGCGACGUUUCUCUCUGUCUGUCCCUCGCACUGAGACCAUCGAGGAAAACGAGUUCACUGAGCAAAUCAACCAGCUCAACAUCCAACACACUCAGGCACUGACUCCAGACAGCCUGACUCUGCCAACACUGCACCCUGAGGCCAGUCCCAGUCCAGUGAGCCCUGAGCCAGCCAUACCCGGAGCACAGUCCCCCUCCCAGCUCCAGUACCGCAGCAAAGCACCCCACCGACGCUUCUCUAUGGAAGAUGUGAGUAAGCGUAUGUCUCUGCCCAUGGACAUCCGCCUUCCUCCUGAGUUCCUCAAGAAGCUGCAGAUGGAGAGAGAGAUGGAGAGUGAGAACAACUCUCCUCCCUGCAAACCCCUCAGCCGCAUGUCUCGACGGGCUUCACUGUCUGACAUUGGCUUUGGAAAGCUGGAGACGUACGUGAAACUGGGCAAACUGGGAGAGGGGACGUAUGCCACCGUUUUUAAGGGUCGGAGCAAACUGACAGAGAACCUGGUGGCGCUGAAAGAGAUUAGGCUAGAGCACGAGGAGGGUGCGCCCUGUACAGCUAUCAGAGAAGUGUCUCUACUGAAGAACCUAAAACACGCCAACAUUGUCACACUGCAUGACAUCAUACACACAGAACGCUCCCUCACUCUUGUCUUUGAGUACCUGGACAGUGAUCUGAAACAGUACCUGGACAACUGUGGAAACCUGAUGAGCAUGAACAACGUCAAGAUCUUUAUGUUCCAGUUGUUACGUGGUCUGUCCUACUGCCAUAAGAGGAAGAUCCUUCACAGAGACCUCAAACCUCAGAACCUGCUCAUCAACGACAAGGGAGAGCUCAAACUAGCUGACUUUGGUCUGGCACGGGCCAAGUCUGUCCCCACUAAGACCUACUCCAACGAGGUGGUGACUCUAUGGUACCGCCCCCCUGAAGUACUUCUGGGUACCACAGAGUACUCUACACCCAUCGACAUGUGGGGCGUGGGCUGUAUUCUAUUUGAGAUGGCGACAGGUCGUCCCAUGUUCCCAGGCUCCUCAGUGAAAGAGGAGCUGCACUUAGUCUUCAGAAUCAUUGGUACCCCAAAAGAAGACAGCUGGCCAGGUAUCUCCAAUAAUGAUGAGUUCAGAUCCUACAUGUUCCCCGAGUACAGACCUCAGCCACUCAUCAACCAUGUGCCUAGGCUGGACACUGAGGGGAUUGACAUGCUAACUGCUUUACUCCUGUAUGACACUAGGACCAGAGUCUCAGCUGAAGCAUCUCUUAGACACCCCUACUUCCUCACCCUGGGAGAGAACAUCCACAGCCUCGCAGACACCUCCUCUGUGUUUUCUCUCAGAGAAAUUAAACUACAGAAAGACCCAGGCCACCGCAGCUCACUGUUCCAGCCUCCAGGUCGGGGGAAGAACAGAAGGCAGAGCAUAUUCUAAAGGACGACCAGCCGAUGGAGUGCAGACAGGGCGAGAGAAACCCUCAAGGAGGAAUCGGCUUUGAAGACAAACACACUCCAAUCCCUCAUACAAACAGAAAUACAAAUGCAAACACAAACAUCCAGGUCACAUCAGUCUAACCUAAAAGGUAUUUCCUGGUUAAAUAAAGGUUCAAGUUCAAUUUACACACACAUCUAAUCCUCUCCCUCCCCACAACAGAGGAUGGAUACAGACAGGGUUUCUGAGAAUAAACUAGCACUACACCUCAAAUGUCUUGGAGCCGAGUUCCCUCUAUAUGAGCAUUCUACUGUCAUGAUUCUGAGACUGACCAGGAAAUAUCUCCCAUUCUCCUACCCAAUCCCCUUCCUACUCAGCCCCCUGCAGACACCCAAGCUAACCAAUCACUCUGCAUGUUUCAAUGAUCUCCACUUCUCCCUUUCCCUUCCUCCUCUCCUUCUGUUCAUGUCCCCUUGUAAUAAAAGAACACAGAGUUAGCACCUUGCAACACAACCACCAUCUGAGACCAAAACUCUAAAUCCAAACUAAAUCUGAAUGGUUGGGCAAACCUGCCUCUACAUAACCACCCCUUGAUUUCACCUAGUGGGGAUUUCAUUCAAAUCAGUAUUACAGUUUUUGAAAUGGCCUUAGUAAAAUGUGCUUGAGAUUUCUUUCUUCAAAAUAUGAUAUAAAGAAACCUAUGGGCAUUUGCUUUGCAUUAGUGAAUAACACACGUUUAGUGUUCGUAUCACUGAGUCUCCUAUUUGCACAAGCCUGAAAUCACCUCUGAAGAGUGUUCCUGGACUGGCUCUAGAUUAAGAUGAAGAAGGAUUAGACAAAGACCAUUACAUAAUGAACCCGGAAUUGCAAAUUGAAACUGACUAUUCCAAUUGGUUUAUUCACUUCCAUUCACUGGAGCACAAAUCUGAUCUCCCCACUUCUCUCUGAAGUGUGCAGUUGUUUCCUCCCCCUGUGAAAUGGGCUUGGGAAUUCCAAUUGGCUCCCAGAGCAGGUAUAGGAUACUCCCUAAAUAAUCUGGACAUCACUGUCUAAUCUGUCUCCAUUUUAUGCUUGGACCAAGCCUCUCUUCUAACAUAGUCUCCCCUUACCUCUCGCCUAACCUCCUCUCACCUACCUCUCUCCUAACCUAGGUUGCAUCUAGUCUUGAGGGGGUUCCUCUUCUCCUCUCAUUCAUCUAAACUGUUAUAAAAAAAGACAGGGUCACUGAAAAGCAACUUGGGGUAAGCCUACUAGGUUUCAAUCUGUUUACACCUCUGUGUGUCCAGCACAUUUACAGUGCCUUGCAAAAGUAUCCGGCCCCCUUGAACUUUGCGAACUUUUCCAUAUUUCAGGCUUCAAACAUAAAGAUAUAAAAAUGUAU
This is a messenger RNA of Oncorhynchus gorbuscha (pink salmon), 3011 nucleotides long. It is a transcript of the gene cdk18, whose product is annotated as cyclin dependent kinase 18. The transcript is spliced from 17 exons. Gene Ontology annotation, cellular component: cytoplasm; nucleus. The record is from RefSeq and is a predicted model, not a curated record. Gene Ontology annotation, molecular function: protein kinase activity; ATP binding. Gene Ontology annotation, biological process: protein phosphorylation. Lineage: Eukaryota; Metazoa; Chordata; Actinopteri; Salmoniformes; Salmonidae. Bases 194 to 1633 code for a protein of 479 amino acids.